Messenger RNA from Platichthys flesus (European flounder), 4616 nucleotides. It is a transcript of the gene galnt13, whose product is annotated as UDP-N-acetyl-alpha-D-galactosamine:polypeptide N-acetylgalactosaminyltransferase 13. NCBI's taxonomy places the organism in Eukaryota, Metazoa, Chordata, Actinopteri, Pleuronectiformes, Pleuronectidae. The transcript has 12 exons. Gene Ontology annotation, cellular component: Golgi apparatus. The record is from RefSeq and is a predicted model, not a curated record. Bases 456 to 2126 code for a protein of 556 amino acids.
UCCAGGGGGAGAACAGGUGCGUGACCACGUUGAACCCGGUGAACGGUGGACACCGUGUGUCCCUCAUGGAGACUGUCCUCCGGCUCCGCUGCGGCUCCACACACGGUGCGAAGGAGUCCGACCAGGUGCCACGAGACGGACAGCGGCGCGGCGGACUGCGGUUGGACCACUACUGUGCACCGACAUGGACCGUGAAUACUUAAGUGUCGUAGUGAGACGGUGAGGGAGGGGGGGCUGUUUCAGCCACCGGAGAUCGAACCCGCGGUUUGUUGUCUGCGCUCAACACGUUGUCUGAGAGGACGAGGGGCAUCACUGACAAGAGGAUGUCUCCUCCACCCUGCUCUCUUUCUCAGCCUGUCUCCUGAGUUCAAACGUCUCCUCCGCAGACUGAGUGCUCCUGAGCGCUCGCUGCGACCCUCCCUGUUUGGCUGCCUGGCCGACAUCCCGGGGAGGUGAUGCGGCGGUUCGUCUACUGCAAGGUGGUGCUGACCACCUCUCUUGUGUGGGUGCUGGUGGACGUGUUCUUGCUGCUCUACUUCAGCGAGUGUAACAAGUGCGAUGACAGGAAAGACCGCUCGCUCCUCCCUGCCCUCCGAGCUGUGAUAUCCCGGAGCCACGAGGGUCCAGGCGAGAUGGGCAAGUCGGUGAACAUUCCCAAGGACGAGCAGGAGAAGAUGAAGGAGCUCUUUAAGAUUAACCAGUUCAAUCUGAUGGCCAGUGACAUGAUCGCACUCAACAGGAGUCUGCCGGAUGUGAGGUUGGAUGGCUGUAAGACCAAGGUGUACCAAGACGACCUGCCCAACACCAGCAUCGUCAUCGUGUUCCACAACGAGGCGUGGAGCACCCUGCUGCGCACCGUUCACAGUGUCAUCAGCCGCUCCCCCAGACACUUGCUCAUGGAGAUCGUGCUCGUGGACGAUGCCAGCGAGCGAGACUUCCUGAAGAAGAAGCUGGAGAACUACGUGCGAACUCUGGAGGUGCCCGUACGGAUCCUGAGAAUGGAGCAGCGGUCGGGUCUGAUCAGAGCCAGGUUGAGGGGGGCGGCCGCCACCAAAGGUCAGGUCAUCACCUUCCUGGACGCUCACUGCGAGUGUACGGUGGGCUGGCUGGAGCCCCUGCUGGCCCGCAUUAAAGAGGACAGGUCAGCAGUGGUGUGCCCUAUCAUCGAUGUCAUCAGCGACGAGACGUUUGAAUACAUGGCCGGCUCCGAUAUGACUUAUGGUGGAUUCAACUGGAAGCUGAAUUUCCGCUGGUACCCUGUUCCCCAGCGGGAGAUGGAUCGACGCAAAGGCGACAGAACGCUUCCUGUCAGAACUCCCACCAUGGCAGGAGGGUUGUUCUCCAUAUACAAAUCAUACUUUGAAGAAAUAGGAAGCUAUGAUCCAGGGAUGGAUAUCUGGGGGGGAGAGAACCUGGAAAUGUCUUUCAGAAUCUGGCAGUGCGGGGGCUCUUUGGAAAUCGUCACUUGUUCACACGUGGGCCACGUUUUCCGGAAGGCCACCCCGUACAGCUUCCCUGGAGGUACUGGCCAAGUCAUCAACAAGAACAACAGGCGCCUGGCCGAAGUCUGGAUGGAUGAUUUCAAAGACUUCUUCUACAUCAUAUCACCAGGAGUGAUGCGGGUCGACUACGGAGACGUCUCUUCCCGUAAAGCCCUCCGCGAGGCCUUGAAGUGCAAACCGUUCUCCUGGUACCUGGAGAACAUCUACCCAGACUCCCAGAUCCCAAGAAGAUACUACUCACUUGGUGAAAUCAGAAAUGUUGAGACCAACCAGUGUGUGGACAACAUGGGAAGGAAGGAGAACGAGAAAGUCGGCUUUUUCAACUGUCACGGUAUGGGAGGAAACCAGGUGUUCUCAUACACGGCGGAUAAAGAAAUUAGAACAGACGACCUCUGCCUGGACGUCUCCCGCCUCAACGGCCCCGUCGUCAUGCUCAAGUGUCACCACAUGAAGGGAAAUCAGAUGUUCGAGUAUGAUGCUGAGCGACUCACCCUGCUGCACGUGAACAGCAACCAGUGUUUGGACAUGCCAUCUGAAGAGGACAAGAUGGUCCCCACCCUGAGAGACUGCAACGGCCGCCGCUCUCAGCAGUGGCUGCUACGAAACAUGACCCUCAACGUCUGAUCCCUCACCUCUCCGACCCCAUUCUACUCUCCUCCUAACCCGGCCCGGCUCCACACCCUCACCAGGUGGCUCGCACACAUCAUGUGCAUCUUCCUGUUGCAGCAGCAGCAGCAGCAGCUUCCAUCUUCCAUUAUGGACGCGUCUCCUCUUACAGCUCGCCACAGGUUGGAGAGAAGCUGCACCUGACAUUUACGAGACAUGAUGAGCUUUGGGGAUCUCAUCAAGUCCGAGCAGGGAGAUCGAUGUGUGAGGUCUGUGCAUGGAGAACACUGAUAUCAUUCCUGCUGUGACCCUGCAGCCACACUGGGCUCCUCGGACUGCUCAUUAGCUGCUGGACAAACGAUUCAACAGGAGAGCGUCUGAGCGACGGUGCUCACUGUGUGCAGUGUGACAUGCAGUGCAGCGACUGUAGCUACAAUCAUAGGACACGAUGGUUGUGAUCGCUGCUACAUCAGUGUCUGGGUUACACUGAAAACACUGGAUUGUUCUCAUCACUGUUGUAAGGGAACGAAAGAUAAAAAUGAUACUGAAGCUAAUGUGUAUUUUUUUUUCAUUUAUCAUAUUUCUUGAAACUUUGAAUCUUGAAUGGUUGACUGACCUUUUGGGUUAGUGUUGCUAGGAGAAUCCCUUUCAUGGUGUGUUGGUGACUACAGGACGACACGAGAAAUCUACUGUUGUUACUGUAGCAUGAGCUAGCAGCCGUUAGCAAUUUAAGAUUCAUCAUUGAAUAAACGGGAGGACCCAUCGUUGUCCCUCAAGAUGCUUAUUGUUCAUGUUACUGAGACACAAUGUGUCAUUUGUGGAAUUGAUUCGAUGUCAAAACAACAAUGCAGCUCAGACUUCAGUUCAUAAUAAUGUUUGACUCAAAUUUCCUGUAACUAAUGUCCCCUCGUAACAGUAACAACAAUACUGUGACAGCAGAAAAUAAAUUAUUCUUUUUGGUAAUGAAUGGUUUUACCAAAUAAAAAGUCUCUAUUGAUAACCCUAGUGAUAAACUGUAUCUUAAGAUUUUCUUAAAAUUUACAAAAGAAAAAAAAACAUUCAGCAUUUUGUAAGGACCCUUCAGUUCUUUGUUUGAAGAAUUGUUACCACAGACGUAUCCCUGUGUUUCUGUCCUGCACUUUCCUGUCUGCCAGCCGCCGAUUUAUUGGUCAGGCUCUACUUGUUAAAGUGUUUUUUCUUUUGCUGGAAUAAAAAUAAUAAUGAUUUCAAACCUAUCAUCUAUAGCAAAUGACUAGAAGACAAGAGUACGGCUAUAACAUCCUCCCCCACCCUAGACACCUGAGUAAUUGCAUAAUGGUCCAUAGAAGAGAAAUGGGAUUUACAGUAUGGUGCAGAUGAAAAUGUCAGGCAGCUUUCUGGAUUGAUGGAAAACAUAUUGGAUUAAGUUUACUUAUAAAUAAAUGGCUGCAGGAAAGGAUGACUCAAGUAAUCAUCACUCGGCUCCGUCUGUGAUUGAUUUAGGAACGGCUGUAAGAGUCGUCUCUAAAUGAUAACACGUGUACUGACCUAGGAUUAGAUGCAGUGUGUUAUAAGGACAUUCACAAAAAAAACCCUCCUUUUAUCGUUUCUACAAGAUGUCCACCUCUUGUCCUCAUACAUUGCCCAGCGCAUUUUAAACAUCUCAAGAUAUCAGGUUGUCUUGGAGCUGAAUCAUUUCGUGUGCCUUUAGAAAUUAGUUUUUCAUUUGGUUUAUUGGUUUUUAGAUGGUUUAAUAAUUUAGCUGUGGAAAAAGAAGACUGUUGAGUCUGUUUUCAUUUGAGAUGAAGUACUACACCAUAUUGAUGUCAUAUCUCAUGAAUUUAUCACUUCCGUAUAAAUACUUGAUCAAGCGUCUCUUUACCCAUUAAUAGUUAAGCAGGUCAGUAUUCAGUAUAUAUAUAUAUAUAUAUUCACCCAUCGCCCAAGCAAAUGUGACUGGUACACAGCAUCACUGUCUGAGAUCAACACAUUUAGUUGUUCAUAAUGACGUGUUGCUAUCACCAUUGUUGUUGUUGUACAUACAGAACCAAUUAUUUUUCUAAGAUGCUGUAAAACUUGAACCCUCCUCAGAGGAAAAAAGGCAUUGAAUGGUGAAGAGAUCAGGAGGUUUUGCAAUGUUUUAUUUGGAAUUGAGGUAAUAAAAACCAGUGCUUACCAUGGGUUUUGAAAUUGCGGUGUGUUUUGGAAAUCAUCAUUGGUCCCUUGAAACCAAUCCUCACACUACCUGGAGGACCUGAGGCGAGCGUACGUGAGGGAGCAACUAAUGCUGAAAUACUAUCAAUGCUGCUUGAAUACUGAAUCCUCGCCAAGUGGCUGCUUGGCAUUCAGACUCAAAUUCAAUCAUCUCUUUUGCAUUGCGCGCAAACAUUUAUUGUUUUUCAUUAUCUCAAAGUGCAUGGUGUUCAAAAAUAAAAAAAGGAAUGUAAUGUUUCAAUGUACUGUUCGCAAAAUGAUAGUGUUACCUGUUUGUACAUUUUGCCUUUUUUGUAGAAAACAAUAAAUAAAACU